Tetrahymena thermophila SB210 is the source of this 831-nucleotide messenger RNA. RefSeq lists its product as hypothetical. The record is from RefSeq and is a predicted model, not a curated record. The transcript has 2 exons. NCBI's taxonomy places the organism in Eukaryota, Ciliophora, Oligohymenophorea, Hymenostomatida, Tetrahymenidae. Gene Ontology annotation, molecular function: protein binding.
AUGUCAAAACCUUCUUAAUCUCAAAGAAAAUCAAUUACAACAACAACUAGAGAUAAUAUUUAAGGAAAGUUAUUAGGAACAAAUGUGAAAGAGAUUAAUGUUGAAAAAUUUAGAGAUGCUAAAUAUACUCCUAUUCCAUACAAGCUAAAUGGAAAACUAACAGAUUAAAUAUUGAAAACGAUUUCAAAUAAAUUUUCGACUGAAUUAAUAUUUCACCUUGAUUUAUCGAAUCAGCAAUUAUAAAAUGUUGACGCACUUUAGGAAUGUAAAAACUUAGUGCUUCUCAAUCUAUCUAAAAACUAAAUAAAAGAUUUGUUUCCUCUUUAACACUGUGUAUCAAUAACUUUCUUAAAUGUAUCAGGAAAUCAGAUUUAAUACUUAGAAUAUUUGAAAGUAAUGAAAUAGUUAACAAAUUUGCAUGCUGAAGAAAAUAGAAUAAAGAAUAUUAAAGGUUUGAAAGGAUUGGAAGAAUGUGAAAAUCUUAAUUCUUUAUUCUUACAGUCUCUAAGUGGUAAAGAAUAAAAUCCACUUUGUAGUGAAGAGGGUUACAGGGAUACUGUUUUUUCUUAUUUAUAAUAACUUAAAAGACUAGAUAGCGUUCCUAGGAAUGUAAAAUUUGAAACUGGAGAAGAAUUAGAUAAAUAAGGGAAAUAAAAUGUAAAUAUAGACCUUAAUACUCCAGGAUCUUUUUUCACAAAUUAAUUUCCUAAAAAUACACCUUUCGAAAAAGAGAUCUAAUUAGAAGGAGAAGAGUCUUUAAAAUCUUCACUAAAGGAUUGUAAAAGUUAAAUAAGUCAACUUGAAGCAAGAAUCAAAGCAUUAAUGGCUUGA